AGAGAGAUCACAAAGCAGAAAGCUCACAACGAAGUGAGAGUAGAGGAAGAGGAAGAGGGUUUGUGGAAAAAGGAACAAAUUCAAGAAAAUAGGACACUCAACAUCCAUGCCGAUGAUCAUUCACCAUCUUUAAGAAGAUAUUUUUAGAGAGCUUGAGAGAAAGUAAAUCCGUCACCAUGAUGAAGUUGAGGAGUCGACUCUGCUUCCUCGUUCUAGCAUUUUCUUCAAUUUCCAGAGGACAAAAUAUAAGUACCGUUCCUUCAAGUGAUAAACCAGCUUCAGACGGCGUCUCUCUACCAGCCCUGUUACCAAAUGACAGCCAGAACCAAACUACCGGCACCACGCCGCCCCCCAAGUCUCCUCAGAGUCAUGAAUCAGAGAAUGCAACGGAUCUGCUCUCAAGAAACUUUACGACUCAAGAAGAAGAAACAACAACUGCAAACGACUUCAUUUACAUAGCCGAGGAAGUCACCAGCAUCGCAGUUAGCACAGGCGGCUAUAAUGAAGACGUGACGACGGCGGCCGCCAACACGCCGAAAUCAGAUGCAGGUCAUUCGUCUUGGGGUUACGUGAUCCUCAUAUUGAUCAUCUUGGUGAUCAUUGUUCUGUGUGUCAUCCUCUACUUUCUCAGGAGAGUCUCCAGGACGUACUCGUUUGACCUCCAUCGGCAGGUUCCCGCCAACCCCCUGAACGAACCCAUUGGCACCUUUGAACCAGUCUACCUGGACGACCUGGAUCGACGAUCUUCUAAAGACCAAGUGACCACCGGCGACCUUUCACCUCCUCCUGUCUCCAACGGCACAACUCUGCAGUCGGAGGAACGGCGCCCCAGUGGAGAUGGCGCUCCACAGGAACAGCUGGACACAAACGGCAUGGAGACGUCGCCCACCAGUAACACCAGUCCCUCACUGGGCGACGACCCGGCUGAGAAGACACCCAGCCCAAUGGGCAGUACCAACAUGUUCUUUGAUGUUGUUGGGGAGGAGCAGCAGAACGAAAACAACAACAACCCAUCGGUUUGCUCCAGUGACCCCUUCGUUGAAAUAAACCUCGAUGAGCCGGCGUUGUGCGAUCAGCUCCUCACCUCCACUGAAGCUCCUUCCUCUGUCCUCCCCUUCUCUCCUUUCUCCUUCUCCUCCUCCUCCUCAUCCUCCUCCUCUUUCUCAUCCUUGCACCUCCAAUGAUGACCCCAGAGCUCAACAUGGAGGUCAGACAACAAGCUGGAAACAGAAAGAGCUAGCUUACGCAUGAUGUUCUGGGGUGUUUAGAUGCAAUCAUCACAGUCUGAUAAGGUAGUAUUUUUUUUGUCUAAAUGGAGGUGACUUUGGAACAUAUCUGUCAAAGGUUAGCUCAGUUAACCUGAACUAAUAUCAGCUAUAAGCACUGUUUCUCAAACUACGAAAAUAUUUUGCUAUCAAGCUAUCAAAAAUCUUGUAUUUCUGCUGGCUCUGUCCGUUUCAAUCAAUACUCACUAUAGAGUCCAAACUAUACGGUUGGUUCACCAUUUUAUAGUACUGUUAAUUGUAAAGUGAUAAUUAUUUUUACCCUAGUGGACUCAAAGUACUCCAAAACUGCAAAGUGAAAAGUAGGACAGCCAUGUUUAAUAUAGGUCAAUGCCUAACCUUAAACAUUGGAGGUCAAUGCCUAACUUUAACCUUUGGAAGUUAAUGCUAACUUUAACCAUUGGAGGUCAAAUCCCAAACUUAACCAUUGCAGGUCAAUGCCUAACCUUAACCAUUGCAGGUCAAUGCCUAACCUUAACCAGUGGAAGUCAACCUCUAACAUUAACCAUAGGAGGUCAAUGCCUAAGCUGAACCAGUUGACGUCCAUGCCUAACCUUAACCUUUUAAAGGUCAUUGCCUAACAAACUAGAAUUUUUUUUCAUUUUGAAGAUGAGCUCACUAGAGAGUCAUCUUCAUAGACCUCCCUACAUUUUAAGUAGGGAUUUAUAAGUCAAGUAUUUUGGACACAGCCAUGUUGUUUCUGUGGUGGCCGUUUUGAGAGAAAGAAAUUAAAAAUAUUAUUCAAUGCUGUAAUUUUGCUUUUUUGUGGUAAUGCUUUGGACCAAACUGACAGACAAAAUGUAAAUUUGGCCUUCAUUUCUAUCCCUUUAUUCAAUUAAAAUCACUUCAUUUGUAUUUUCUUGUACCCUUUGUAAUAAAACUGUUCUGUGUCACAGUG
This is a messenger RNA of Anoplopoma fimbria (sablefish), 2181 nucleotides long. RefSeq lists its product as uncharacterized. Bases 177 to 1184 code for a protein of 335 amino acids. NCBI's taxonomy places the organism in Eukaryota, Metazoa, Chordata, Actinopteri, Perciformes, Anoplopomatidae. The transcript is spliced from 10 exons. The record is from RefSeq and is a predicted model, not a curated record.